Hylaeus volcanicus is the source of this 1618-nucleotide messenger RNA. RefSeq names its product beta-1,3-glucosyltransferase. The transcript has 9 exons. The coding region runs from base 71 to 1465 and encodes 464 amino acids. Lineage: Eukaryota; Metazoa; Arthropoda; Insecta; Hymenoptera; Colletidae. Gene Ontology annotation, molecular function: acetylglucosaminyltransferase activity. The record is from RefSeq and is a predicted model, not a curated record. Gene Ontology annotation, cellular component: membrane.
GUCAAUUUUUUAAGUUUUCAUUGAAAAUUUCGGAACUGUGUUAACUAAUCUAUAUUAGUCUUUAAGAACAAUGUCUUUUAUACAUACCGUGUACACGAUACUCUUCGUGUUAUGUUUCGAUAGAGCCAGUACGGAUACUUUGAAUCCUAGCAAUGUAGUAAUUGUAAUAUUAAGCCAAAAGGAAGGCUACCAUGCAGCACAUGCUGAUGUUUUAAAGAAAGGUAUCUUGGAACAAUCUGACAUUCUCGAUAAAGAUCCUCCAGAAAUUCUUUUAUCUCACGAGUUAAACAUUACUGGGUCAUGGACAAUUACACCAUUAUUGGAUUAUUUAUUAGAUACAUAUCCAACUUCAAAAUGGUUUUUUUUUUGCUUGGAAAAUACUGCAAUUAGAUUAAGCAAACUGUUGAACACUCUUUCCAAACACAAGGAGAACAAAAACAUAUGGAUUGGUCAUGCACUCUAUGAUCGUGAGCCAACUAUAAUACAUCAUUUUAAGGAGCAUAAUAAGAAGUUUAAAUAUCCACACAUUGCAUCAGGUUUUGGAAUAACAUCAUCUCUGUUGAACAGUUUAGUGCAAAAACUUGUUGAAGGUGAAAGACCUAAAGAUGACUUCUCUAUCGAUGUAUCCUAUGAAUUUGCAUCUUUUGUAUUCAAAGUCAGUAAAGGAGUACGGUUGACUCAUACAUCUGAAAUAUGCAUUGUAUCCAGUGCAAACUGUGCCACAUAUCCAAGAUAUUUUCAUCCAUGCGAUUCAUCUAUAUCUUCCGAAAACGCAUAUUUUGCUGUAAAAACUUGUGCAAAAUAUCACAUUGAAAGGAUUCCUGUGAUUAAAAGGACAUGGGCAAAAUAUGUUAAAAACAUUGGCUACUUUAGCGACGCCGCUGACAAAUAUUUACCCGAUGCUUUUGUUGUGCCAAACACGACGACCGGGCACUGCGAAAAGACUUAUAAUAUCCUAUUAAAAGCCGACGAAAUAUUAAAAAAAAGCAAUAUUAAUUGGCUGAUACUCAGCGAUGACGACACAAUUUUUAGCGUAGCGCGGCUGCUGCGUUUAUUGACAUGUUACAAUCCAAAAACGGCGAUCGGUAUCGGAGAACGAUAUGGUUUUCGAUCGUGGGAUAAACUUUCCGGGUAUGAGUAUCUAACAGGCGGAGCUGGCCUUGCCUUAUCUAAGCCUUUAGUCCAUGAAAUGAUACAACCAGGCAGGUGCAAUUGUCCAACACCUACAACUCCAGACGAUAUGUACCUAUUUGGUAUAUGUUUAGCGCGAAUUGGAGUACAACCUGUACACUCGCAAUUGUUUCAUCAAGCACGCCCCUCCGAUUACGCAACUGCUUUUCUCGCUUCGCAAGAACCCGUAUCCUUUCAUAAGUUUUGGAUGAUCGACCCUGAUAUGGUUUACGAUGAAUGGUUCGCGAAAGCAGAUGCAUCCUUGAUCGCAAUUAAAAAACACACGGAGCUAUAACGUCGAGGAUACGGUUUAUUAUUUUUACUUUGUAAUAAUUUUUUAAAUAUACACAUUUUCUACGAAUAUUAUAGUAAAAUAAUUUUUAUUGUCUUAUAGCAUCAAUAUAGUAUAAAAAUAUUCAAACUAUAAUAAAAAUAUUAGUUACGCGUA